CACGCGGCGUCACGUGUGAGAACAAUGUUUGUCUCGUUUUCUCCCUACUCUUAUCUGUCCAUAAAGAGACACACUCUCAAUGUAACAUAAACUCUCAGAUUCAAAAUCAGAGUGAAUAAGAUUAGAGCGCGCUCUCUUCUCUCUCUUUUUUGUUUGCGACAGCAAUGGCUUCAUCUAGGGGUUCUGUUUGGUUUUGCUUGUUAUUUUGUUCUCUAAUUGCAGCGAUCUCAGCUGGGGAGAGUGAAGAGAAGGAGUUCGUUUUGACACUGGAUCACUCCAAUUUCACUGAUACUGUUAGCAAGCACGAUUUCAUCGUCGUCGAAUUCUACGCUCCUUGGUGUGGGCACUGCAAGAAGCUAGCUCCUGAGUAUGAAAAAGCUGCAUCCAUACUGCAUAGCCAUGACCCUCCAAUUGUUUUGGCCAAAAUUGAUGCAAAUGAGGAGGUGAAUAAAGAUCUUGCAACACAAUAUGAGAUUAAGGGAUUCCCAACUCUCAAAAUUUUGAGAAAUGGAGGGAAGUCAAUUCAAGAGUACAAAGGCCCUCGUGAAGCAGAUGGCAUUGUUGAGUAUUUGAAGAAACAAAGUGGCCCUGCUUCUUCUGAAAUAAAAUCAAGAGAAGAUGCUAGUAGUUUCAUUGGUGACAAGAAGAUAUUUAUUGUUGGGCUGUUCCCUAAGUUCUCUGGACAGGAGUUCGAAAACUUUAUGGCUGUUGCAGAUAAAUUGCGCUCUGACUAUGAGUUUGGUCAUACCUUGGAUGCUAAACACCUUCCUAGUGGGGAUUCAUCUGUCACUGGACCCCUUGUUAGGCUGUUCAAGCCAUUCGAUGAACUGUUUGUUGAUUUUCAGGACUUUAAUGUGGAUGCGCUAGAAAAGUUUGUAGAAGAAUCUAGCUUGCCCAUUGUCACUAUCUUUAACACUGACCCCAGUAAUCAUCCUUAUGUUAUCAAAUUUUUCAACAGUCCUGAUGCUAAGGCUAUGUUGUUUACGAACUUCAGCAGUGAAGCUUCAGAUUCUUUCAAAAUAAAGUAUCAUGAAACUGCCCAGCAAUACAGAGGGAAUGGCAUGCUCUUUUUGUUGGGAGAUGUAGAGGCUAGUCAAGGUGCCUUCCAGUAUUUUGGACUCAAAGAGGACCAAGUGCCUCUCAUCGUCAUACAAACUAAUGAUGGACAGAAGUACCUGAAGGCAAACCUGGAGCCUGAUCAUAUUGCUCCUUGGGUUAAGGAAUACAAGGAAGGUAAAUUGCUGCCAUACAAGAAAUCUGAACCUAUCCCUGAAGUUAAUAAUGAGCCUGUGAAAGUUGUUGUUGCUGAUAGUCUCCAGGACAUGGUUUUGAACUCUGGAAAAAAUGUUCUUCUAGAGUUCUAUGCUCCCUGGUGUGGACACUGCAAAAACCUGGCUCCAAUCUUGGAAGAAGUUGCUAUCUCUUACCAAAAUGAUCCCCAUGUUGUCAUUGCAAAGUUUGAUGCAACUGCAAACGAUGUACCAAAUGAUACUUUCGACGUGAAGGGAUACCCCACUGUGUACUUCAGGUCAGCAAGUGGAAAUGUGGUGCAGUAUGACGGGAAUAGGACGAAAGAAGAUAUCAUUGAUUUCAUUGAAAAGAAUCGGAGUAAGGAUAACAUCUCCCAGGAAGAGUCGGAGAAGGAACAGGCAAAGGAUGAGCUCUAAAGCUUGUAUCAAAUUGUGGGCUUAGUGUACGAAAAACACUUGUCAGAGUAUUAAAAAAAAUAUUAGCUUUCUUAGACCCUGCAAUGAUUAGGAAAAGAAAAUAAACAGUAAAUCGUGUAAAAGUUAAACGAGUUUUCCUCGAAAAUAUUACUGGAUUUUACAUGAAUUUUCUUGAUUUCGUACUA
This is a messenger RNA of Manihot esculenta (cassava), 1852 nucleotides long. RefSeq names its product protein disulfide-isomerase. The transcript has 10 exons. The coding region runs from base 165 to 1667 and encodes 500 amino acids. NCBI's taxonomy places the organism in Eukaryota, Viridiplantae, Streptophyta, Magnoliopsida, Malpighiales, Euphorbiaceae. Gene Ontology annotation, cellular component: endoplasmic reticulum. Gene Ontology annotation, biological process: response to endoplasmic reticulum stress; protein folding. Gene Ontology annotation, molecular function: protein disulfide isomerase activity. The record is from RefSeq and is a predicted model, not a curated record.